Molecule: messenger RNA, 3080 nt
Organism: Gavia stellata (red-throated loon)
Lineage: Eukaryota; Metazoa; Chordata; Aves; Gaviiformes; Gaviidae
Gene: TRIM59
Product: tripartite motif containing 59
Exons: 2
Coding region: 37-1260 (407 amino acids)
Biological process (GO): cilium assembly
Cellular component (GO): cilium; centrosome; intraciliary transport particle B
Molecular function (GO): zinc ion binding
Source: RefSeq, a predicted model, not a curated record
GCGGCCGAGGGAGCGGCGGGACGGAGCGCCCGGGACAUGCAUCACUUUGAGGAAGAAUUAACGUGUUCCAUUUGCUACAGCAUAUUUGAAGAUCCACGCGUUCUGCCCUGUUCUCAUACGUUUUGUAGGAAUUGUCUGGAAGGUGUUAUUCAGCUGUCAAGCAACUUUUCCAUUUGGAGACCCCUGAGAGUUCCUCUGAAGUGUCCUAACUGUAGGAGUAUUGUUGAAAUUCCUGCUGCUGGUACCGAAUCGUUGCCUAUCAACUUUGCGUUGAAAGCUAUUAUUGAAAAAUACCAACGGGAGGAUCACUCGGACGUUGCAACCUGCAGCGAACACUAUGGGCAACCGCUGAACGUUUACUGUCUUCUGGAUAGAAAAUUGGUGUGUGGCCACUGCCUCACGAUAGGGAAACACAACGGUCAUCCCAUAGAUGACCUUCAGAGUGCCUACAUAAAAGAAAAGGAGACUUCCGGAAAACUUCUCGAGCAGCUGACUGAUAAGCACUGGACUGAUGUAUGUUUGCUUAUUGAAAAGCUGAAAGAACAGAGAUCCCAGUGUGAAAGCAUUGUUCAGGACGAUAGGAAAGUAGUAGUACAGUAUUUUAAGAAACUUAGCGAUACCUUGGAGCAGAAAAAACAAGCUCUGCUGACUGCGCUGGAUGAAAUCAACACACGCGUUUCGGAAGAAUAUGAGCCUGUCAUUGAGAAGUUGAAAAAAAUACGGGAAGAACAGCUGGAGUUAAUGUCACUGAAUACAUCUAUUCAAAAAGAAGAGUCCCCACUUAUUUUUCUUGAGAAGGUGGAUGAUAUGCAUCGACGUAUAAGAGCUUUGAAACAGAAGCAACUACCGGAUGUUAAACCUGUGGAGAUUUAUCCGAGGAUUGGGCACCUGUUGAAGGACGUGUGGUCUACAACUGAGAUCGGUCAGAUCAACAGGAUCCUCACUCCAAAAAUAAAACUGAUUCCGAAAAGGAAGUUACGCAGCAAAGGCAGUGGAAAGGAAGGAAGAGAAUCUAAAGAACUUGUCCAGGCUGUAAAUCCGUUCGCAGUCCUGCUGCUUUUUACAGUCACAGUGGUAACUGUGUUUUCAUUUCACAAACCGGUAUCAGCAGUUGUAAUCCAAGCUACUCCCGCUUAUAUCUCAGAAUUCUUGCUGCUGACUUAUCAAGAUUUCUGCACCCAUCUGCAGAAUAUGGUAGAUGUGCUGUGCCAUACAUUUAAUUUACUGAGGGAGUUUUGGGGGAGAACUGUUUCUCUUUGACUAUUCCGAUGAUUAGAUGAAAAGUUAGUGUAGGAAUCCACAGGGUUGGUGUUUUUUUUUAGUUUCUACUUAAAAACUGGGCUGUUAAAGCUCUACGCUUUUCCUUUCUAUUUCCAUACUCUUCCUUUUUCUGUAUCGUACCGAUUUCCUCUUAGCUACCUUCUCUUAGUUAACUGAGAAGAUUUGCAAGCGAAGAUUCUGCUCUCACAAUGGGGUAGGUAGGUGGUUUUUUUUAAACUGGAAGCUACUCAGAAACGACGUCUGCCUAAGAAAGCUGUAAGCAGCUUACAAAUCGUAAUCUGGAGUGAGUCCUCUUUGUAAAAGCUCCUUAAACAUCUACUACCUUUUUUUUUUUUUUUUAGACCCGUGUAUAACUUUGUCUCAUCCCAGUGGUUCUCUCCACUUUACAGAGCGGUACCUGUAGGACUUCUGGGGAGAUACAGCAUUAGGGUGUUUUUAGUGCCCGCUGCACACAAACCAGGUGUGUGUUUAGUCUGGCAGGGAGCUCUCACUGCUUCCUAAAAUGAGCCCCGACUUCUUGCGAAAUCCUUGAAUAGGAAGUGAAAAUAGAUACGUACUGUAGGAAGUAGCAAACCCCCCCUGAAGUCGGUGGUAUAAGGAUUUCAGAUGUUGUUGAGAGCCCUUCAAACAACUUGACAAUGAAUGUGAAGUUAUAUUCAACUUUUCAGUAAAAUAACAGAUAUCUUUACCUUGACACAGAGGAAACACGACAGCAUUUUAUUCUGCCGUCAAACGAUCACCAGCACUGUUCACUGCUUCCGACGAGAUGCUCUGCUCUAAGCGGCGCUCAGGAGCGAAACCCCCAGUGAAAGCCAUUUUUGACCUUCAGGUACUAACGAACAGGCUGAUUACGGUAGUGCUGGGGCGGCCUUGAAGUGUUGCAGUUACAACAGCAGAACACAGGUGCACUUGCAAUCCACUACAAACCCAAAACCGAGCAUUCGCUGUCUAAUUGUACUUGACUUUGAUAAAAAUAACAGUAUAUUCUAGCAUGGCAGCAUUCCUUGGCUGUUGUAUACUUUAAAAUAAUAGAUGUUGUUUAAACAGCGAUUGAAUUCUGAGGCUGGCCUUUAACUACUUGGUAUUUUAAAUCCUUCUGCAAACCGAAACGUGCCCGUUGCUGCCCGCAGGCACAUGUGGGGUCCUGCAAAAUACCAGCUGCUGCCGGGCUUCAGUGAGAGCUGAGAGCAUGGUCGGUCAUCAGAUGCGACGCCGAUACAUUUCCUAAGCCUACACAAAGAUUCUAAUAACAACGUUGAUAUCCUAAUAGCGCUGUGUUGAUAAAACACCCAGUCUAGCCCAACAGCUACUGUGCAGCACUGCUCCACAGCUCCGUGGGGCUGAUUGUCUCGCUUUGACUGAGGUGAGAGCCCGCAGCACUUCAGGGGAGUGGUUUCUAGGCUUUGUAUGUGCGUGUUCUGUAAUCUUUUAGAGUCACAAAGGCAAAGCCCGUGGAUCCCACCAGUCAGGUUUUGAGAUGGUGUUUAGGUCUAUCCUGGGAUGGGAUAAAUGCUGUUGUAUUAAUUUCCCAAUAAAAUUGGGAAUUUUUGUCUUAAGCCUGGCUAGAAGGCUGGCAUGUGGCAUGUGAGUCUCUCAAAACCUCUGCCCUGUGAGGCUUCUUUUUUUUGACUUACCUUCCUUUUAUUUUCCUGACUUUUAAAAACUUACAGAGAGUUUAUAAUGCAAUUUUAUUUUUCAACACUACAGGAAUUUAUAAAAUGCCUUUACCGCUGAUCGAAACAUUUAGUACUUGUACUUCUCAUGCAGUAUAUAUUUUAAUAAAUUUGCAUACAAAUAAA